AUGUCGACAGAUGCAGAAUUAACCAUGGCGACCACCAAGAAAACCUUCAUGGACCUUCCUCGAGAGGUCUUCCUCAUGAUCUGCGCCUAUCUCACCCCAAAAGACCUCACCCGACUAGCUCAUUUCAGCAAAGACUGCUACCUUGCAGUUCAGCAACCUCUCUACGAGCACAUCGACAUCACUGCAAUUGACGAAUUACGGUCUCUCGUUUGGACACUGGGACGUUGGUCACUGAUCGUCUCCCACCUCAGCGCUAAGCAACGCCAGCACUGGCAGAAGCUCACCGAUGCACAGCUUUGUGCACGCGACAUCAAGAAGGUCACUAUUCUCGUCGACGCUGCAACUAAUACAAAGUCACCAUUAGUCGGUGUCGAUUUUGCCCGCUACAUAGGUACAAUUUCCCGGGCCAGCAACAAUGUCAACAUCGAACUCUCGCUUCACGGAAAAUGGACCAUGCUCCUGAUGCAACUCAGCUCUUCGACUUCUUCGCUUCCAGAUGUCAAACGGCUCGUUCUUUGCCUUGGCGGCGAAGGCCGAGCGCCAGUUCUAUCCGUACGUGCGCCCAACUGGGACGUUUGGGACACCUGCUUCUCAGGCUCCACAUUUCCGGAUCUGAAGGAGAUUGAAAUCGACACUCUCCAUGGAUCUCCUGCCGAGCGGCCAGAAACUCUCAAAGCGGCGGCUUCAGCGAAUCGCGCCAGCCACAUCAGCCGAUAUCAAGAAGACGGCGCUGUCUCCAUUCCUUUCUACGGGCUCAGAAAGAUCACCAAGCUUUCCAUCAAACACAACGACUUGCUCACUACGUCGACUCUGGGAAACCUCUUCUGCUCUAGCAUCAUACCAGCAAAGCUCACCCAUCUGGAGAUCGUCAACUGUCCCAUGCUGCAUCAAGUGAGAGACUACGAAGACCUUUCGAUACUGCUUCAGCGUGGACUUCCGCUCCUCCAACACUUCCGGUUCCAUCUCCAACGCAAUCCUCGGGGCGCGGAGCAUUUACUCGCAGCAUACUACAAGGACACUGCAGAACAUCCCGAGUGGCAUCUCUGUAACGUUGUGCGCGAACUUGGUCAAAAGAUCAAGAGUCUCGAUCUUGCGUUGCCGUUCGCUUGCAACCGGAUGUUUGUUCCAAGAACCAAGCAAGCUCCGGCAGCACUCGCCGAGCGAGAUUGGCCUGACAUUGCGCGGGAGCCGUACGAGACGCUUCGCGAGAGACUCCUGUCUGCUGGCUACAAGUACCGUCGGCUGAUCUGCUGGGACUCCGUCUGCGGCAAGAACCACGAAUGGCAGGACAUGCUGGAUCUGGCAGACAACCAAGGCGACAUGAUGAGUUGGGAGAUUGUGAGCAACCGCGACAAGACUGCCAGUUGGCAUGUUAGCGGAUUUCUGCCAAUGAGCUACAAGUCAAGCGAAGUGCUGAAGCGGGAGCUGCCCCUAGAGGGGCGCUAA
Molecule: messenger RNA, 1446 nt
Organism: Zasmidium cellare ATCC 36951
Lineage: Eukaryota; Fungi; Ascomycota; Dothideomycetes; Mycosphaerellales; Mycosphaerellaceae
Exons: 2
Coding region: 1-1446 (481 amino acids)
Molecular function (GO): protein binding
Source: RefSeq, a predicted model, not a curated record